ACUUUUGAAUCUCCAACUGUUAUAAUCAGUCAGUUGCAUAUCCGUUCAGCUGUCCUGCUAAAAAAAAUGUGUAUUCCAAGUUUUCUCGUAAUAUUGAUCGAUCACUGAAUAAAUAUCCAGGAAUAAUUUAGUAAUGUGGACAACUUCAAAAAAUAAGUAGCUAAAUAUAAACGCCAUUUAUGGGAAAAUUCAAUUACUCGGGUUAAUAACGUACGCUUAGAUACACCACUCUUCCUGGGUUAAUAACGUAAGUACGCUUAGAUACCCCACUCUUCCAUCAAUUUGCAUGGCACACGAUCCCAAAAAAAUAUAAAUAUGGAAUCUACAAAUUUGCGAAUUGAGAACUGGGAGAGUCACGAAGUCGAAGAAAUCUCAUAUUCCGUGUCGAUCAAAGUGCCACCGAAAGAUGACAUUUUACGCCUUCUCCCCAACCACCUCAGUGCCCUCAAGUACCCAUGGCAGUACAGAACUGGGCUCUUAUCCAGCACUAAACAUUCGUUCAAAUUAUGUCUCUACCGUGAAUACCACGAACCCAAACUGGGCGUUUACAUCUUCAUAGAAAACCUUCCAGAAUCUCGUGACAUCAUCGAAAUCCGUGGGAUUGACGUCACCUACGUCUCGAGUGGCGAAAAGAGCACCGUCGUGGAGGACACCAUGUCCAAAUUCGAUCCCCCCAAACCCAUGGAAAUUCCUCCAGACACGGCUUUUUGGCAAUCCACGUGCGGUUGGCCGGAUCACGCUUCCAUUAUUUUUCUCAUUUUGAAUGUCGUCAAACGAAAACCGGCACUCAUCGUAAACGACGACAUUCCAGCGUCUUCCUUUUCUUACAAUGGUUUUGUGGACAUAAAGAAGUAUUUUUUGUCCGAGGAAUGUUCCGACGUAACGAUCCGAUGUGGACCAGACUCAUUUCCGGCGCACCUUCUCAUCCUUUCCAGUCGGAGCGCCUAUUUCGCCGCGAUGUUUUCCUGCAGUAUGAAAGAAGCCAAGGAACGUGUCAUCAAAAUUGACGACAUGACGCCACAGAGUGUCAAAGAACUGCUCCGAUUUAUUUAUUUGGGCGAAAUCGACCCCUCCAGCGUCUCCCUUUAUGCAAAAGACCUUUUCAUAGCGGCCGAAAAGUACGGCAUGACAGACCUGAAACAAUUAUGCGAACGUCAUUUAGUCGAAAAUCUUACGGUAGAGAAUGCCAUCGAAAUGUACGAUUUGUCUCAAAUGCAUGGAAGUCUCGUCUUGUUAAACAAAUCGAAGGAAGUCAUUUUAUGGAACAAAGAAAAGUUCGCCCCGGAUCCAGAAACAUUGAGAGAAUUUACAUGCAAAUAUCCCAAACUUAUCUUUGACCUGCUACAAUUUGAGAAAUGAUAGUUAACUUAUUUUUAAAAAUAAUUAAGUGUUCAUGAGUCAUUAAAAAAAUAGACUUUCUGAUAAAAAUAAAAAAGGCAUAAAUUUCUGAGUCAGAAUGUCUGACUCACCGAGUACAAAUAAAUGGGCAAGUUGAGCGACGAAUCCAAAACUGGAGAGGAGCAAGUUUUUGGAUAUUCUCCAGUCAUAUGGAUUUUUUCACAUCAUUUUUGUGUCAUUCUUUCUUCCAGCAGCUAAAAUUUAAUCAAGUUAAUAAGUAAACAAAGUUGUUUAAUUAGGAUUUUAAGCUGUUUAAAGUCUACUACUAGAUUUAAAAAUACUAAAGUAAACAAUGAUUAAACUGCCCUUGUCCAGGAUUAGGUUUAUUUUUUGACGAAAUAAAUAAAAUUGACUGACAUUA
Molecule: messenger RNA, 1759 nt
Organism: Folsomia candida
Lineage: Eukaryota; Metazoa; Arthropoda; Collembola; Entomobryomorpha; Isotomidae
Product: TD and POZ domain-containing protein 1-like
Exons: 7
Coding region: 316-1359 (347 amino acids)
Biological process (GO): regulation of proteolysis; proteasome-mediated ubiquitin-dependent protein catabolic process
Cellular component (GO): cytoplasm
Molecular function (GO): ubiquitin protein ligase binding
Source: RefSeq, a predicted model, not a curated record